This is a messenger RNA of Musa acuminata AAA Group (dessert banana), 1868 nucleotides long. RefSeq lists its product as uncharacterized. Bases 47 to 1363 code for a protein of 438 amino acids. The transcript is spliced from 10 exons. The record is from RefSeq and is a predicted model, not a curated record. NCBI's taxonomy places the organism in Eukaryota, Viridiplantae, Streptophyta, Magnoliopsida, Zingiberales, Musaceae.
GUUCCCACGAUCCCUCCGUCCACCGUAGCUCGACUCCGCACUCCGAAUGUGGCGGCAAUACACUUCCGAGAAGAGAAAGAAAAUGGGGGAUAAAGAUUCCGAUCAGAGCCUCUCAGAUGAAGACGAGUCGGAUAAGGUCGCCUACGACCUCGACUGCUCCACCAGUCGCCAAUCCCUCUACCAUUCGCAUUGGGUGAAGGAUGACAUGGCACCAACAAAGUUAUCAGUUGCCUCUGCUGCUUACAAAUUUCAAAGAGGCCCUUUUCAUUCUGCAAACAACAAUCACAAGGGAGAGUGCACGUGUUCUGCAAUUAACGAGGAAGCAAAUGAGUUAAAUUGUUUAUGUAAGAAAGCGUGCAGUUCCUCAUUCAUCAGUCAUUUCUCUGAAGCAAAGAAAAGUUAUAAAAGUGGUAGGAGCAGAGACAAGCCUAAGUUUUCCAUUCGAGCACAAUUACACACAGCAGAACUUCCCUCAUUUUGUUCAAUGGACAUAAAUGAAGAAUCUUCUCAGGAGGGAUCUGAAAGCUUCAAAGAGCAUAAUGACCAUGACAGCAGAAUCUUAGAGGAGUCAAAGGCUGAGCUGUUGAGUUAUAUAGAGGAAGACAACCAAGAUUUGCCUGUCAAGUCAGUAACUCAUGAAUUAGCUUGUGCAUUGCCUUUGAUGGCUGAACUGCUGGAAGGUUUGGAGGGGAAGAAUGGACUAACUGCUGGGGCUCCAUACUUGAAUUCCAGAUCAAAAAAAAGAAAGAAACAUUCUUCUGGGGGGAAACAAGCUGCUCAGUUGGGUUCUAGAAUUCUUGAUAAUGAAGAUUCCCUUGAAUUUAUGGGAGCUGGAACAUCCAGCGAGGAUGAGGACCACAAUCAGAACCGCUUAACUCCUGCAAUAGAAGAUAUCAAACAACAGACAAUGGGAGAUCUAUUUCAGGAAACUUUUAAUAUAUCAGUUGGUAGCCCUUCAUUAUCCAAUAAUAGGAAUGCAGUAUCUGGGUAUUUUGGGAGAUUGCAGCAAGUUAUGCAGAUUGAGAGGGAUAGACAUUUCGAAUUCUUAAAGCAGUCACAGACAGGAGGGAAGAGCCCUCUAAAUGAUUUAAGGUGCAUUACAGUACAGAUUUUGUCAAGAAUUUUGGAGGCAAAGCUGACAGUUUGUCAUUGUUUGCUUGCUGAAAGCACCAAGAGCCAGCCGGGUGAGAAUGACUCUCCAAAAUGUCAUAAAGAGGGAACUCUAAGGACAGUUAUUUUCAGUUCAAGAAUUUGUGGGAGCGUGGAACUUGAAGUUGGUGGCUUUGUUCGUAUACACCCACCGUGGUAUGAGAUCUAUCUUGGCGUUUCUGACACAUUGAUGAUAUUAGAAAUUUCUUUUUAGACAGUCCAUAAACACUGCUUAGCUUUUGUAAAUAUUACAUUUUGAUCUGUAAAACAUGGAGAGAGAGAGAGAGAGAGAGACAUAAACGUAGUUUCUGUUAAACAGGAAAGAGGUCCUAAUCGCCAAAGAAGAGAAGAUCUUAUUGUGCAGUUAUUUCUCGACAUGAUUGCCAUCUACCGAAAUACAGAUUUUUGGGACAAGAUGCGGCGGAGGAAACAAAUGUCAGUGUGCAAGCUUUUCCUCGUAAAGUGAGUGCCUACCUAUAGAACUACUAACCUACCUUUGAUUUGUAUGUGCAGUACAUGGGUUCUCAUUUGGAUUUGGACGAAGAGGAAGUCUCCUGUCAAGCCAUCCAUUCAUCGCGUCUUGCAUUCCAUUUCAGAAAAGAAAAAUAAAAAGGAAAGAAAAUUGUCCUAAAGUAUCGUUUCCAACAUUUGGUACAGCCAAUCGUCAAAAAAAAAAAAAAAAGGCCCUGCUUACGUUUAUUACAUGGGCGUACAAAAUG